This is a messenger RNA of Juglans regia (Persian walnut), 1780 nucleotides long. Its product is annotated as PI-PLC X domain-containing protein At5g67130-like. Gene Ontology annotation, molecular function: phosphoric diester hydrolase activity. The coding region runs from base 134 to 1423 and encodes 429 amino acids. The record is from RefSeq and is a predicted model, not a curated record. The transcript has 9 exons. Gene Ontology annotation, biological process: lipid metabolic process. Lineage: Eukaryota; Viridiplantae; Streptophyta; Magnoliopsida; Fagales; Juglandaceae.
UCCAUAGCACGCACGUCUCCCCUCGCUCUUCAGUCAUAAUCAUCGAGCCACAGAGCAAACCUCAUUUAUCAAGAUACCAACACAUUCGUCUCUCUCUGUCUCUCUCUCGCGAGCUCGCGCGCACGCCAGAGCAAUGAAGAAUUUUAUUCUCGCUGCGACUCUCUUCGCCUUGAUAGCUCUUGAUUUAUUAAGUUGCUCGACUGCUCUGAAGGAGGGACAAACGUGCGUAGCAGACAGAAACUGUGACUCAGGCUUACAUUGCGAGACGUGUGUCGCAAACGGAAACGUAAGGCCAAGAUGCACUCGGAUCCAACCUGUUAGUCCAUCUUCGAAGGUGAAGGGGCUGCCGUAUAAUCGGUACUCGUGGCUGACAACGCACAACGCGUUUGCGAUGCUGGGACAGAAGUCGGCUACGGGCUCUGUGAUUGUUUCUCCCACGAACCAGCAGGACUCCAUUACCAGUCAGCUGAAAAAUGGUGUUCGAGGGUUAAUGCUCGAUAUGUAUGAUUUCAACAAUGACAUCUGGUUAUGUCACUCUUUCGGUGGCCAGUGCUACAACUAUACAGCCUUUGUAAGUGUGCAGGAAUUGGUCUCUGGGAACCACAUGAGUGUUGGGGAAAUCAACACAGCGGAAGGGAUAAAAGCGCAACCAGCCGUUAAUGUUCUCAGAGAGAUCCAAGAUUUUCUUGCGGCAAACCCAACAGAGAUCAUCGCCAUUUUCAUUGAAGACUACGUAACAUCACCAAAAGGCCUCACUAAGGUCUUUGAUGCUGCUGGCUUGAGGAAAUACUGGUUUCCUAUAACUAGAAUGCCCACAAAUGGAAAAGAUUGGCCAACAGUAGACGAUAUGGUCGAGAAAAAUCAGCGUCUAGUGGUUUUCACUUCGAAAGCAUCUAAGGAAUCUUCUGAAGGGAUUGCGUAUGAGUGGAAAUACGUGGUAGAAAACCAAUAUGGGAAUGGUGGGAUGAAAGCUGGUUCAUGCCCAAAUCGAGCAGAAUCAUCUGCCAUGAACACAUCAUCAAGGUCACUGGUCCUAGUAAACUAUUUUCGAGACGUUCCGGAUGUAACUCAAUCUUGCAAGGAUAAUUCAGCUCCAUUACUUAGCAUGCUGAACACCUGCACUACAGCGUCAGGGAAACGAUGGCCUAACUUCAUUGCCAUUGAUUUUUACAAGAGGAGUGAUGGUGGGGGCGCCGCAGAAGCUGCAGAUGUAGUAAAUGGUCAUUUAGCUUGUGGGUGUGGAAAUAUUGCCUAUUGCAAGGCAAAUAUGAGUUUUGGAGUAUGCGACAUUCCUGAGGCCCGUGUUACCCCUGCACCAGCAGCACUGCCGGAGGGCUCAAGCUUUGGUUAUUCGAACAUCAAAGCAGUUCAAUUGCAAUGGACGUUAGGAACAGCUUUUGCAGCCCUUCUGUUCUCAUUUUGAAUUUUGAUGAUUUACCACCCGUGCUCAUUUUCUGCAUUAAUGACAUGGAAAAUACAAGGAAUCUAACCAAAAGAUAACAAACCCAUUUGGAAAAUUGUCGAAUAGUACUCAUGUGAUCACCAAGAAAAAGAAAAGCUGGCGUAUUUGUUUUGUUUUGUUAUUACAACUUUGUCAGACUGGACGCUGUCAUGCACGCAGACCUGUUCAAAUGCGGUGGUUGUCUCGGUGGCCUUUUUUUGUUGUAGUUUUUAAAUGCGAAUCUGCUCGAGGUAUUGUUUUCUUUUGGCUUUUCAGUGUAACAGUUGGAAAAUAUCUUUUUUCAAAAUCAAAAUAGUACACGACUUGUUUUGAUGGGCA